Messenger RNA from Dicentrarchus labrax (European seabass), 3305 nucleotides. RefSeq names its product G protein-coupled receptor 155b (gene gpr155b). The record is from RefSeq and is a predicted model, not a curated record. Gene Ontology annotation, cellular component: membrane. Bases 181 to 3138 code for a protein of 985 amino acids. Gene Ontology annotation, biological process: intracellular signal transduction; transmembrane transport. The transcript has 21 exons. NCBI's taxonomy places the organism in Eukaryota, Metazoa, Chordata, Actinopteri, Moronidae.
GCCACUCUCGGCAGCUGUCAGAUUCAGGAGGUUCACAUUAACGGCAAAACACGGGCUUGUUUAAACAACAAGACAGAUGAAUCUGGUCUAUCUGAGCAGAAUUGUUCUCCUAAGUAACAGAGAGUGCUGAUAUUCCCCAGCCACCAGUUGACCCACCCUGACCCCCAUCCCAUCAUCACCAUGGAGACUGCCAACAACUUCGUGAUGAUCCAUGGGAAGAACAUAUCCCAUAAUACCUUGGCGGGCUCUGCUGCAGUUCCCCACAUGUCCAUCGACAAGCUUUUCCCAGCUCUCCUUGAGUGCUUUGGCAUCAUAAUGUGUGGCUACAUAGCUGGCAGGGCAGAUAUCAUCACAGAGAGCCAGGCGAAGGGUUUGGGGAACUUUGUGUCUAAGUUUGCUCUCCCAGCUCUGCUCUUUAAAAACAUGGUGCUGUUGGACUUUGGAGAUGUCAUCUGGGCGUUUCUCUGGAGUGUCCUGGUCGCCAAGGUGACAGUGUUUGUGCUGGUAUGUGUGCUGACUCUGAUGGUGGCCAGUCCAGACAGCAGAUACAGCAAAGCUGGCCUGUAUGCCAUCUUUGCCACGCAGAGCAAUGACUUUGCUUUAGGAUACCCCAUAGUUGAUGCUUUGUAUCGGAGCACAUAUCCAGAGUACCUCCAGUACAUCUAUCUAGUUGCUCCGGUCUCCCUCAUGCUCCUCAAUCCCAUCGGCUUCGCUCUUUGUGAGGUGCAGAAGUGGAGGCAGGCCAGCCAUUCACAGCACAGCACUCUUGGCAUUGUGGGAGUUGUAGUCCUACAGGUGUUGAAGAACCCCGUAGUAUUCAUGGUGGUAGUAGGAAUCAUUGCCCACUUUGCCCUGGGCCAGCAGAUCCCUGCUGUUCUAUCGGAGUUCAUAGAUGGCCUGGCUAACUCUUUUGGAGGGGCGGCUUUGUUUUACCUUGGCCUCACUAUGGUUGGCCAGCUUAGAAAACUAACCAGAGACACUGGAGUUGCCUUGAUUCUCCUCAUCACGGCCAAACUACUGGUGAUGCCACUAGUCUGUAAAGACAUGGUGGAUAUUCUGGAUGUAGGAGUGAACAGCUCAAGUGCCAACCACACUAGUUUGUCUAACUUUGCUUUCCUAUAUGGAGUCUUCCCAACUGCACCCAGUGUGGCUAUCUAUGCUGGACACUACAACAUGGAGCUAGAGGUGGUAACAUCAGGGAUGGUAAUCAGUACAUUUCUGUCUGCACCGAUCAUGUAUGUGUCGGCCUGGUUGUUAACAAUUCCUCUAAUGGACCCGACACCGCUGGUGACAGAACUUGAAAAUGUCAGCUUCAACAUCAGCAUUGUCUGCCUUCUAGCACUGGUGUGGACCAUAAUAGUGAUGUUGCUAAGCAGGAAAUUUAACAGACUUCCUCACCUCUUUGCCUUAAAUCUUUUCCUGGCUCAGUUUUUGGUGUGUGUCAGUAUGAUCCUGUGGAACUUCUUGGCGAAAAAAGAGGAUAAUCUUCUCGGCAAAAUCUUUACCUUCACUCUGCUCUAUGGGUCUCUGUACAGCACCUACAUUUGGACUGGUUUAAUCCCUCUUUGUCUGGCUCUGACUAACAGAGAUGAUCUGCUAAGACUCCGACCGGGAGUAUUCAUGAUUUUGGGUUGGGGGAUUCCCUUCCUGAUGGUCGGAGUUCUCCUGAUAUCAGGAGAGAGGACUGAUACCAUAGACUCUGCCUUUUUCUAUGGCAGAGCUCAGAUAAUCAGCACAGCAGUGGUGCUUGCAGUCAGCCUGAUGCUUGGUGCAAUAUCUCUCAUGGGUCUCAGCCAGGGAGACAGGGAGCAGAGGGGCUACCAGGCCCUUAGCAGAGCUGCUGUAACAGGUAUCAGUGAGCUGAGGGGCCCUGGUGGCCUGGAGGAUCCACAACAACAACAACAACAACAACAACAGCCACAGACAGCAGAUUCACCUGACUGCAGCAUCAACUCAGACCUCCACAGUUUCUCUCCUCUCCAGACCUUACCGGACAUGAUAGCCAGCACGCAGCGGGAGCACACAAACAGCACAGGCCACAGUGGGGGGCUGUUUGACGGGCAGCAGCAGGGUUCUUCCUCCUCUGAGCAGCCGCUGAACCUGCCGCCACCAGGUCCUCAAACCACUGACGACAAGCAGACAGUCAGACACGUUCUCCUCUGUCUGCUGCUGUUUGUCAGCCUGCUAGCGAACCUGUCCAGCUGUCUGUGGUGGUUGUUCAACAAAGAUCCUGGAAGACUUUACCUUGAACUACAGUUCUUCUGUGCUGUGGCGAACUAUGGACAGGGUUUCCUGUCCUUUGGGAUUUUUGGUCUGGACAGACACCUCAUCAUCCUGCCUUUUAAAAAGAGGUUGCUGGGGCUGUGGCAGGGCAGAGACAGCGAGGAUUUGAGUCCCUCAGGUGUACCAGAGGAGGUCAGGCUCACUUGUACCCAGUUUGUCCGCUACCACAAAGACCAGUGUGUACAAGACAUAGUACACACACGCAGUAAUCUUUCGCUGCAUCCUCUUUGCAUGUCAUCUAUCUGUUCAUCUGUUUUGCUGCAGUUGCUAAGGUUUGGAGAAGGAGGACUGGAGGAGGUGGCUUUGAGACAGUCCCCCUCCCAUCAGCCCCAGUACCUACACCCUCAUCAGGAUCCUCAGGAGCAACUAAACCACGAGGCGCAGAAUCUGCACCAGGUUCACCAAACUAAUGAUCCAGCUGAAUCCUGCAGCAGUCAUUUGCUUCCAUCCCAACCCUGGCAUGGGCCUGAGAAUGAACACCAAACACAUAUUUCCAACUCUGAUAUCCCAGAGGAGCAGAUUUCCCAGCUCCAGGGUAACCAAACUAAUGACCCAGCUAAUCGUGACCACCUACACCAGCAUGCUCUUCUUUCGAGUCCACUCCAUCCCCACCAACACUCUCAGUCGCGUUUAGAAAGAGUGUUUGGGGGCAGUGACUUGGUGGAUUGGCUGAUUGAGCGGGGCCUUUGCGCCGGGCGUGCCGAGGCUCAACUGUAUGGCGUUCGACUCCAGCUGGGAGGAGUGUUAGAUCACCUGACAGGUCGGCGCCGCUUCAGGGAUGAACCCACCCUGCUGUACCACUUCACACAGGAGAGAGAGGGGGGGAGAGGUUAUGGACGGCCGGAGAACAUGUGAGAGGAAGUGAGGAGAAAGUCAGUGCAAGGAGGAAGAGGAUGGGAGAAAAGAAGGGGGAGACAGAAAAGCAGGCGGUACCAAACGGAAACCACCACAGCUGAGGGCCAAAGAGGAAGUGCCUUAAGGUGCAGUUUUCCCAACAACCACUGGAUACUGGCUCUGGAAAA